CGAUCGAUACUUUGAUCGAUCCGCCCACCACUAGUACCGAGACCAAAUCCGCCUUCGCGCACCCAAAUCUCCGGUAGUAGGGAGGGCCCAGCUCAGUCAAAGUCUCCGUUAAAUCGGUCAAAACCUCGGGAAGAAGAACCGUGAGAGAGCGACCGAGGUUCCCAGGUGAAAACAGUCGGACAGACUUCGGACUUAGGAGAGGAAGAAUGGCGGAUUCGAGCAGCUCCGUAACGGUCGUCGGGGCCGGAGACUCCACUGUGUCCGCCGCCGUGGUCGGAGCCACCGAGGCGGUGGACCCCGUGGCGCAUGACGCGGAGCCCGGACCCGUGGAGCCGAAGACCGUGUCCGAGUCCGUGAAGGGCCAGAUUUUCGACGUGGGCCCCCGGUACACGAACCUGUCUUACAUCGGGGAGGGGGCGUACGGGAUGGUGUGCUCUGCUCUGGACCACGUGACCAACCAGCGCGUCGCCAUCAAGAAAAUCAGCCCGUUCGAGCACCAGACGUACUGCCAGCGCACGCUGAGGGAAAUCAAGAUCCUGCUGCGUUUCCACCAUGAGAAUAUCAUCGGCAUCAACGACAUUCUCAGGGCGCGGCACAUCGACAACAUGAGGGAUGUAUACAUCGUGCAGACUCUGAUGGAGACGGACCUGUACAAGCUGCUGAAGAGCCAGAGGCUCAGCAACGACCACGUCUGCUACUUCCUGUACCAGAUCCUCAGAGGCCUCAAGUACAUCCACUCGGCCAACGUGCUGCACCGGGACCUCAAGCCCUCCAACCUGCUCAUCAACACCACCUGUGACCUCAAGAUCUGUGACUUUGGUUUGGCGCGAAUAGCCGACCCCGAGCACGACCACACGGGUUUCCUGACCGAGUACGUGGCCACGCGUUGGUACAGGGCUCCAGAGAUCAUGCUCAACUCCAAGGGCUACUCCAAGUCCAUCGACAUCUGGUCGGUGGGCUGCAUCCUGGCUGAGAUGUUGUCCAACAAACCCAUCUUCCCUGGGAAACACUACCUGGACCAACUCAACCACAUACUGGGCAUCCUCGGGUCUCCAUCCCAAGAAGAUCUGAACUGCAUCAUCAACAUGAAGGCGAGGAACUACCUGCAGUCUCUUCCUGAGAAACCCAAGAUCCCCUGGGAAAAGCUGUUCUACAAGGCCGACCCCAAAGCCCUGGACCUGCUGGGUCGCAUGUUGACCUUUAACCCCAUCAAGCGCAUCAGCGUGGAGGAGGCGCUGUCCCACCCGUACCUGGAGCAGUACUACGACCCCACAGAUGAGCCUGUAGCGGAGGAACCGUUCCCGUUCUCCAUGGAGCUGGACGACCUCCCCAAAGAGCGGCUGAAGCAGCUGAUCUUCGAGGAAACUGCUCGUUUCCAGGCGAACUACCAGGGCUCCUGAGACACAGGUUUUGACGAAGAAGCCCCAACGGAAGACUCCAAAAACGACGCGCUAAAAAAACAAAAGAGAGAAAACGUAUUAAAAACAAACAAAAAAAAAAUU
Molecule: messenger RNA, 1502 nt
Organism: Mugil cephalus (flathead mullet)
Lineage: Eukaryota; Metazoa; Chordata; Actinopteri; Mugiliformes; Mugilidae
Gene: mapk3
Product: mitogen-activated protein kinase 3
Exons: 9
Coding region: 207-1400 (397 amino acids)
Biological process (GO): intracellular signal transduction; protein phosphorylation
Cellular component (GO): nucleus; cytoplasm
Molecular function (GO): MAP kinase activity; ATP binding
Source: RefSeq, a predicted model, not a curated record